AUGGACAUUAAUCAAGAUGGGAAACUAUGCUUUGAGGAGCUGAAACUCGGUUUGCAUAAGCUCGGCCACCAAAUUUCAGAUUCAGACAUUCAGAUAUUAAUGGAAGCAGCUGAUGUCAAUGGAAGCGGUACCUUAGAAUACGGAGAAUUUGUUGCUGUCUCAAUCCACUUGCGCAAGAUUGGAAACGAUGAACACCUGCACAGAGCCUUCUCAUACUUCGAUCUGAACAAGAGUGGAUACAUAGAAAUUGAAGAACUCAGUGAUUCCUUAGCUGACGACUUGGGUCCAAACCGAGAAGAAGUUAUUAAUGCAAUCAUCCAUGAUGUCGACACAGAUAAGGUCAGAAAUUUAAGUCUUCUGUCCAUGAACCAUUCAUCUGCUUUAUACUUUUGUCUGCGGACAUCAAUAGUUUACGAAAAUAUGGCUGCAUUUGCAAUUAUAACAACAUCAGCUGACAAUGGACGUCUUUCAUCACAGGAUGGUUAA
Zingiber officinale is the source of this 486-nucleotide messenger RNA. Its product is annotated as calcium-dependent protein kinase 20-like. The transcript is spliced from 2 exons. The record is from RefSeq and is a predicted model, not a curated record. Gene Ontology annotation, molecular function: calcium ion binding. Lineage: Eukaryota; Viridiplantae; Streptophyta; Magnoliopsida; Zingiberales; Zingiberaceae. The coding region runs from base 1 to 486 and encodes 161 amino acids.